GUCGGUGCGGGCGUCAGUCUGCCCGGCGUGGUGGCUGCCAAGUGCGGUGCUGAGGUGAUCCUGUCCGACAGCGAGGAGCUGCCCCAGUGCCUGCAGAACUGUCGGAGGAGCUGCCUGAUGAACGACCUGCCCCACGUACCUGUCGUGGGACUCACUUGGGGGCGGGUAUCUCCAGAGCUGCUCUCUCUUCCUCCUGUAGACAUUAUUUUAGGAUCAGACGUCUUUUUUGACCCAAAAGACUUUGAAGAUAUUUUAACUACAGUUUACUUCUUGCUGGAGAAGAAUCCACAUGCUCAAUUCUGGACCACUUAUCAAGUCCGAAGUGCUGACUGGUCGAUUGAAGCUUUGCUCUACAAAUGGAAACUGAAGAGCAUCCACAUUCCCUUACAUUCGUUCAGUGCAGACAAAGAGCACUUGGCCAGCUCUUCUCUACCAGGAAGACAUACGAUUGAAAUGAUGAUCAUCUCACUAGCAAGAUCAGAUGGUAUUUAAGUUUAUUCCACUUGUUGGUUCCAAUACAAGGCGAUACUUAACUGUUCACUGUAGCAUGGAUCUGCAGAAAACAGCCCUGUUUACAGCAAACCUCAUGCGUAUUUUUUGGGAAGCAGAUCCCCUUAACAGUGAUUCUUAAAACAUGCACUGUAAAAAUAAAGCUGUUCAAUUGUUUA
Pelecanus crispus (Dalmatian pelican) is the source of this 668-nucleotide messenger RNA. The record is from RefSeq and is a predicted model, not a curated record. Lineage: Eukaryota; Metazoa; Chordata; Aves; Pelecaniformes; Pelecanidae.